Molecule: messenger RNA, 390 nt
Organism: Symbiodinium natans
Lineage: Eukaryota; Dinophyceae; Suessiales; Symbiodiniaceae
Source: the annotation of a GenBank genome assembly
AUGCCGCUGACGGUGCCCGAAGCCCCCGCCGACCUGCUGGCACUCUUUCAGGCGGCGUUAGCAGAUGGCCGCCUUUUCAAGCUUUCCUGGUGGAAAGACUCGAUUCCCUCGUCCUUGCCGUUGCUGCACAUGGCCAUGGGUGGUCAGCUAUCCGGCGAGGCACUUUACAUCUGCCGCUUUCUGCUCAGCAUUGCGAUGCCCCUGCUUCUUUCUUCGAUGCGGUUGUGGACGCGCGUCUACUCUGUGUUCCUACUCUUACUCCUGAUGUACACAAUGAACUCGCCGACCUGGAGGUAUCCCCACUGUGGAUUCCUUGCGCUGGCCUAUCUCGUGGUUGCUAUGUGGAAGCUGCCGAACGCAGCUGCCGCUCCAAAGCAGAAGGUGCGGUGA